UAGUUUUUAUGUUAGGUUAGAUAUAUAAUUUGUAUGUAUAUUGAAAUUGAAGUAUAAAAGGAUGAAAAGGUUGAAAUCUAGUGAUGAUGUAAGUUCAUAUGGAAAUGAAAAAGGUGUUUGGGGGAGAAAAGAUGAGGAUAGAGGUUUUCAUUAUAAUAAUAAGUCUGAAAAUGGGAAAAGAGGAUUCAUUUCGAGUUCUUCGUCCGCUUCCGUGCGGUACGAAGAGGAUCGAAAGAAUCCGAAAGUUGUGGUUAGGAAGAGGUCUGAGUAUGAGGGGGAAGGAUAUAGGAGUAGUAAGGGGUAUGAUAGAUAUAGAGAUAGGGAGAGGGAUAGGGAUAGGGAAAGGGAGAGGGAUGGCGGUGGUUCGGAGAGGAGGGGGUUGAGUUCGUGUUCGUCUCCACGUGGGAGCGGAUAUGGAAGUGAUAGGAUACAUAGAUCCGAGAGUUUUUCGGGGCCUAGGAGGGAUUUUCCUAAAGGGUUUAGGUCGGAAAGGGACAGGACGAGGAGAGAGGGGAGUGUUUCGUCGUGGAGGCGGUUUGGUAGUGGUGGAAAGGAAGCCGAGGAAGUGAGUAAGAGUGGUGGUGGUGAUAUGAGAGUAAGUAAAACGGGUUCGGAGGAGAUUGGUAAUAAUGUGAGGUCUCCGCAAGGGGGGAGAGAUGUGAAGUCACCGGUGUGGUCAAAGUCACCGCAAGGAGGGAGAGAGGUGAAGUCGCCGGUGUGGUCAAUGUCUCCAAAAGGGGGGAGGGAGGUGAAGUCACCGGGGUGGUCGAAGUCUCCUCGAGGAGGGAAAGAUGUAAAGUCGCCUGCUUGGUCAAAGGAUUCUGGGAGUGAACAGUCGAAGAGUGUUGAAGUUAAAAAAAGCAAUAGUGUUAGAGCGGAAAGUGGGAAUGGAAAUGAUAGUGAAAGGGAAGAAGGGGAGCUCGAACCUGAUACAGAUCCUCGUCCUGAAUCAGUUCCUAUUGUUGAGAAGUCACCUGAUCAUCCGCCUUUGAGGCCAUUGUGUAGUAGACAGGAGGUUCAACAUGGAACUCCCGUUGAUGAGACAUGUUUGAAAGCUGAAGAAAAAUUAGUUUCAAAGGAAGACAUUAAGCCGGAUCAAGCACGUGUGAAUGCCGAUGUUGAAAAACAAGAAGUGCAUCAAAGUGCAAUAAAUACAGGUAAUAGGACGUCGUCUUCUGGGGAUUCUUCAACGCCGAGAACAGGUGAAAAUGAAGUUGCAGUUCCGUUAUUGUCUGAUAAUGAAAAGAAAGAUGCUUGUAAAGAGGGAGCUGAGAGUGUUUCUGAAACUCUUAAACCUGUGGAAAUAAAACCAGAACAAGACAAUGAUACUAAUGUUGAAGUUAAGCAGGAGAAUACGAGUUCAAGUAUGCAUGUACAGGUAACAGGACAUUCAGAAGCAGAACAACACGAUGUAUCUGGAGUUACUAAUCAUACUUUUGUGACAAAAGAACUGACCCAAAACUUCAAGGAUAAAGGUAAAAGUGUGAUUGUUUCAGCUUCAAAUGGCAAUGAUGAAUCAAUAGGUUUCUUAAAUAGUAAGGACAUUGAUAUGGAAGGACCUAGUAAAAGAGGUUUUGAUUUGUUCUUUAUGGAUCCUGUUAAAAAGCCUGAAAGUAAUGACCAAACAGGAGUAAGCAAGCCUAAAGAUGAGAAGCUCUCUAUGGAACCCCUUGAACUAUCUCUUCGUUUACCGAGUGUACUUCUUCCUAUUGGUGUGGACCAACCGGUUCAUGGUCCAGAUUCACCAAGUCAGGAGAUGAGCAUACAGUCUCAUGCCAGCUCUUUCCAAACCAGUUCUGAUGGAUUUACUAGAUCUUUUUCGGGCUCUCAGCACUAUACCCACAAUCCUAGCUGCUCCUUGACUGAGACUUCAUUUGAUUUUGAACAAUCUGUUGGCAGCCGUCCAUUGUUUCAGGGUGUUGUGUGGCAGGCUCAGCCUUCGGAUGACCACAAGAAUACAGAACCGCCGGUGCUUCAAAGAAGUGUUUCAAAUGGAAAUGGUGGCGUCUCAAAUGCUCAAUUCUUACAGUUAAAUAAUUCUGGAGUUGCAGAAGGAAUUUAUAAAACACCCGUUGUAUUGGACAGACAGCUAAGUAGUAACAAUAACAAUAAGCAGCCAUUGGGAUCACAUUCAAGGCAUCGCAAUGAGAUAAGAUCACCGACACAAAGUGUUGGAUCUCAUGACACGGGUUCAGGGUUUCAUAAAGAUCGGAAGCGUGUAGCUAAUCCAGCUGACUUGGUUGAGCCCCUCCUUGCAAUGGUGGUUUCAGAACCGAUACACAUAGUGGCUCGAAUAUUAAGUGAAAUGUCACCCCCUUCAAUAACAAGUUUAAAAGAGUUGGCUCGUGAUGUUAUCUUAAACCCAAGUAAACGAAGACAGUAUUCUGCGGUUCGUAAGGCACUUGAGAAAAGGUCAGACAUUACUUUGGAGAUGCUAUUGAAAUCGCAUAGUGUGCUGAUAGAGAUACUGGUGACCUUGAAAACUGGUAUUCAAGAUUUUCUCCAGACUAAACCUGAUGUAUCGUCAUCUGAUUUAGCAGAAAUAUAUCUGAACUUAAGAUGUAGAAACCUAACAUGUCGAAGUUACUUACCUGUUGACGAAUGUGAUUGCAAAAUAUGUGUUCAGAAAAAUGGUUUUUGCAGUGCUUGUAUGUGUCUAGUAUGCUCAAAGUUUGACAUGGCGUCUAAUACUUGUAGUUGGGUAGGAUGUGAUGUAUGUUUGCAUUGGUGUCAUACUGAUUGUGGCAUACGGGAAUCUUCUAUAAGAAAUGGGAGUAGUGCAACUGGAGCUUUAGGUCAAACUGAGAUGCAGUUUUUUUGUGUUGCAUGUGAUCAUCCUUCCGAAAUGUUUGGUUUUGUGAGGGAGGUUUUCCAAAAUUUUGCGAAGGGUUGGACAGUUGAAGCAUUUGCAAAGGAACUUGAAUAUGUUAGAAGAAUAUUUUCUGGUAGUGAUGAUAUUCGUGGAAAACGUCUUCAUGAGAUUUCUCUUCAGAUGCUGACUAGAUUGUCAAACAAAUCGGAUAUUCAUCAAGUACGAAGUUAUAUAAUGAGCUUCUUUUCUGAUGAUGAUGCUUUCAAGGAUAACGUGCAAAUCGCACAAGAGAAAGAAGUACUGAAACAAAAUCAUGGAGAAAGAAGUAAAGAUAUAUCCAAUAACAAGGCCAGUCAAGAAGCUGCUAUGUGGAUGAAAUCUAUUUAUGCAGAUAGACCUGUCCAGUUACAAACAACCAGUUCAGACAUACAACGGGCUACUCCUCUAAUUCCAAGAGAACCUGUUUUUGAUGAGUUGGAUGGGAUUGUAAGGAUCAAACUGGCAGAGGCUCAGAUGUUUCAAAUGCGUGCAGACGAUGCAAGAAGAGAAGCUGAAGGCCUGAACCGUAUUGCACAAGCAAAAAGCAAGAAAAUUGAUGAAGAGUUUGCAAGUCGGGUCACAAAGUUGCAUUUACCAGAGGCAGAGGAAAUCAGAAGACAAAAACUUGAAGAACUUCAAGUUUUGGAAAAUGCUCAUCAGGAAUAUUUCAAUAUGAAGGUGAGGAUGGAAAGAGAGAUCAAAGAUUUACUUUUAAAGAUGGAAGCAACUAAGCGUAACUUCAACUCGUAAUCGCCAGGUAGAUCAUUAUUUUUCAAGAUUCCAAGUUUAGUACACUUUUUUUUUCCUCUCUUUUUAUUAAUUUUUAGGUCUACUUGAAGCUAGAUUAUCUUGAAUUAUAUGCUUUUAAAGGCAGACUGUACAGAGACUGUCAAUCUUAGAUAUAAUUCCUUGUUAAGAUACAGCUAAACACCCUUUGGGGUCUCUUUUAUCAUCCGAAAUGAAGUUGAUUCUUCUUUGGUUGA
This is a messenger RNA of Erigeron canadensis, 3834 nucleotides long. RefSeq names its product protein OBERON 4. The coding region runs from base 62 to 3601 and encodes 1179 amino acids. The record is from RefSeq and is a predicted model, not a curated record. NCBI's taxonomy places the organism in Eukaryota, Viridiplantae, Streptophyta, Magnoliopsida, Asterales, Asteraceae. Gene Ontology annotation, cellular component: nucleus. The transcript is spliced from 2 exons.